UUUACCAAAAAACAACUAAAGAAAAAUAAAAAAAUAAAAAAAAAUAUUUUUAAGAAAAUAAAUUUAAAAACCGUACCUUUUAUAUUUUAACAUAUUAAAAAUAAAAAAAUAACACCAUGAUAUAAUUUAUCUACUUUGUAUUGUUAUCUUACAAGAUCUAUCUGAAAAUUAAUGCAAUUUGGGGACUACACGUAAUUGCGACAGUGAGUACAAAUAAAUAAGUACCAAAAACUUUUAGCAAUUUAAUUGUAGCCCUAUGAAUGUCUCAAAGUCACCCGACUAAAGCCAGUAAUAGAAGUAGAAUUUUCUAGGUUACUAUCCCACCACUCUUGCUAUCAAUAGUCGACAUUGAGCUAGUGCUAACACUGUCUCCCCAGCUAUAAAUAGAUGCUAUUGUCAUGUAUCAGGGAAAGCAGCAAAAUAUCUAACACCGCCAUCCACUCAGUUUACUUCAGCAAACACUCAUUCUUCUCCCAUGAAUUCACCAACAAGCUCCAUCAGGUUCCAGGUCCACAGGCGUGAACCUGAACUAAUCGUCCCGGCCAAGCCCACCCCUUACGACUUCAAGCCAUUAUCGGACAUAGAUGACCAAGAAGGUCUUCGAUUCCAUAUUCCUGUCGUACAAAUUUAUAAACAUGACCCUUCAAUGCAAGGAAAAGACCCUGUUAAGGUGAUAAGCGAGGCGCUUGCUAAAGCGCUAGUGUUUUACUAUCCAUUUGCUGGUAGGCUCAGAGAAUGGCCUAACCGCAAGCUUGUAGUGGAAUGCACCAGCGAAGGGGUCUUGUUUAUUGAGGCUGAUGCUAAUGUUACUCUUGAACAAUGCGGAGAUGCACUUCAACCUCCUUUUCCCUUAUUGGAUGAGCUGCUCUUUGAUGUCCCUGGCUCUAGUGGUGUGAUUAAUUGUCCUUUGUUGCUUAUUCAGGUAACACGCUUCAAGUGCGGCGGUUUUAUUUAUGCACUUCGACUCAAUCACACUAUGAGUGAUGGCCCUGGUCUAGUCCAAUUCCUGACGACAGUUGGAGAAAUGGCCCGUGGAGAACAAAACCCUUCAGUUCUUCCAGUAUGGGAAAGACAUGUCCUAAAUGCAAGAAACCCACCAAUUACAACAUGCACACAUCGCGAAUACGAUGAAAUUCCUGACAAUCAUAUAAUGAAUCCAUUUCCACUUGAUGAUUUGGAUGAACAAGCAUUUUUUUUUGGACCUACUGAAAUAUCAUCUUUUCGAAGAUAUGCCCCUUCUCAUCUCGGUGGCUGCUCCACUUUUGAAAUUCUAACCGCGUGUUUUUGGAAAUGUCGUACUAUUGCUCUUCAGCCAAACCCUACAACAGAAAUGAAAAUGAUUUUUGCUAACAAUGUACGCAACAAAUUUGAUCCUCCACUAGUACCAAAGGGGUAUUAUGGCAAUGGAUUUGUGCUUUCGACUGCGGUGACAACGGCUGAAAAACUCUUGAAAGAACCGGUAAGUUAUGCAAUAGAAUUAAUAAAAAAGGCUAAAGCAGACACGACUAGAGAGUAUGUUCAGUCAGUGGCAGAUACACUACUGAUCAAAGGUAGACCUCAUUUUACCACAGAAGAAGCAUACUUUAUGUCAGAUGUGAGACAUAUGGGAUUUAGAGAGGUGGAUUUCGGAUGGGGAAGAGCUACAUAUGCUGGUCCUAUCAAUUCUACUCCAAUGCAAUGUAGCUAUUAUUUACCAUUCGAAAAUGAGAAAAGAGAAAUUGGAUUCAUGUUGCCAAUUUGCUUGCCAGCACAAGCGAUGGAAAGAUUUGCAAAGGAGUUGAAAAUUCUAUUGCAAGACAAGCCAGUCAAUGGUGUGGUUAGUUCGUCGUUUAUACAAUCACCUUUGUAGUUAAAGUGCAAUGAAAUUAUAUGGAUGUUUAGGUAUCAAACUAGAUAUUUCAAAAAAUUAAUGUGCCUUAAAUCAUAAUUAAGAAGUAGUAUGAAUAUUUUGUUCCUGGAAGAGAUAUAUUGAGUUUAAAUUCUCAUUU
Messenger RNA from Ricinus communis (castor bean), 1988 nucleotides. Its product is annotated as benzyl alcohol O-benzoyltransferase-like. The record is from RefSeq and is a predicted model, not a curated record. Bases 476 to 1849 code for a protein of 457 amino acids. NCBI's taxonomy places the organism in Eukaryota, Viridiplantae, Streptophyta, Magnoliopsida, Malpighiales, Euphorbiaceae. The transcript is spliced from 2 exons.